Ilex paraguariensis (yerba mate) is the source of this 642-nucleotide messenger RNA. NCBI's taxonomy places the organism in Eukaryota, Viridiplantae, Streptophyta, Magnoliopsida, Aquifoliales, Aquifoliaceae. The record is from the annotation of a GenBank genome assembly.
CACCUCUCUCGACAUUCUCUAUACCCACUUUCACUUUGAACCAGCUCAAGUUUAAAGAUGAGAACAAAGACUCUAGUCCAUUUUCUCAUACUAUGGCUCCUGCUAGCCACAUCUCAACACCAUUACACCAUUGCUUCCAAGAAUCAAGCUAUGGAGUCAGUUGAUUUCAAGAUCAAGCGUGCACAAUACAGCUCAAGGUCGACCACCGGACGUAUCCUAACCCCCUGGGUAAAAGAGCAGAAGAAUCGGAAAAAGCCAUCUGGACCAAACCCAGUUGGAAAUUAUCGCCCACCAACAAAGCCUUGAAUUGGUGAAUGCACUUGUUUUGUCUCAAAAGUAGGUAAGGUGACCACUAUAUUUCUUCGUAAAGUGAUGGAUGUCAGACUUAUUUGUAUAAGGUAGAAAAAUCUCGGUUAGGGUGUUUGAUUUGAACUAAGAUGGGAUAUUUACAUUUUGAAUUCCAGGAGACUUUAACCAACAAAUGGCAGCAGAACUUUCAAUGAUGACAUGCACAGCACUUUCUAAAUGACUCCUGACAUGUUUUAAAACAAAGUUUAAUAUGAUUCCUAGCUAAAGCAAUGAAUAAAAGAAUCUCACUAAGAAAUCAUGUUCUUAUUUGAUUAAUCAAUACAUACAAAAUUC